AUGAUGCACAGAAAGAAUAAUACAAACGUGGCUGACUUCAUCCUUGUGGGAUUUACAGAUGCUGAAGACAUCCAGCUGGUGCUCUUUGUGCUGUUUCUCCUGAUAUACCUGGUCACUGUGCUGGGGAAUGCAGGGAUGAUAACGGUCAUCCGCCUGGAUGCCCAACUUCACACCCCCAUGUAUUUUUUCCUCAGUCACCUGUCUUUCAUUGACCUCAGUUACUCAAAUGUUGUCACUCCUAAAACAAUAGGAAACUUACUGACCUCCAACAAGAAGAUUUCCUACGUGAAUUGCUUCACCCAAAUGUACUUUUUUAUAUUCUUGACUGGCGCUGAAUGUUUUCUUCUCUCCUCCAUGGCCUAUGAUCGCUAUGUAGCCAUCUGCAAUCCUCUCCACUACCCGGUUGUCAUGUCCACCAGACGCUGCUGCUCCCUCGUCUUCGGGUCCUAUGUAGUAGGUUUUAUGGAUUCCUUAAUAAAUGAACUUUGCAUGAGCAGAUUGCACUUCUGCAACUCCAAUGUAAUCCAUCAUUUUUUCUGUGAUGCAUCCCCAAUUUUAGCCCUGUCUUGCACUGAAACCCGGGACACUGAACUCGUGAUAUUCAUUUUUGCUGGCUCCACACUCAUGUUCUCUCUUAUCACAAUAUCAGUGUCCUAUGUGUCCAUUCUCUCCACUAUCUUGAAAAUUAAUUCUGCUUCAGGAAAGAGAAAAGCCUUCUCCACCUGUGCCUCACAUCUCUUGGCAAUCACCAUCUUUUAUAGCACCAUGAUCUUCACUUAUUUAAGGCCAAGUAAGUCCUACUCCUUGGGAAAGGAUCAGGUGGCUUCCGUGUUUUACACUAUUGUGACCCCCAUGCUGAAUCCCCUCAUUUAUAGUCUUCGCAACAAAGAAGUGAAAAAUGCUGCCCUUAGACUCCUGCAGAAGAGAGAGGGCUCCAGGCACUUCAAAUAA
This is a messenger RNA of Talpa occidentalis (Iberian mole), 951 nucleotides long. Its product is annotated as olfactory receptor 8H1-like. Gene Ontology annotation, biological process: G protein-coupled receptor signaling pathway; sensory perception of smell. Gene Ontology annotation, cellular component: membrane. The record is from RefSeq and is a predicted model, not a curated record. Gene Ontology annotation, molecular function: G protein-coupled receptor activity; odorant binding; olfactory receptor activity. The coding region runs from base 1 to 951 and encodes 316 amino acids. The transcript has a single exon. Lineage: Eukaryota; Metazoa; Chordata; Mammalia; Eulipotyphla; Talpidae.